GAACGACCCAGAAACAAACCAUCGGCGUGAGGUGAUCGGAGCCGGAGCAACCCCCGUCGAGCAAGGAGAAAGCGGCGAGAAGAAAGAGAGAAGGAUGGGGAAGAUGCCUGUGCGGAUGAAGGCGGUGGUGUACGCGCUGUCGCCGUUCCAGCAGCAGGUGAUGCCGGGGCUGUGGAAGGACAUCACCACCAAGAUCCACCACAAGGUGUCGGAGAACUGGAUCUCCGCCACGCUCCUCCUCACCCCCGUCGUCGGCACCUACCAAUAUGCGAUGUACUACAAGGAGCAGGAGAAGCUGUCCCACAGAUACUAAUGUGAAGAGCUCCUUCCAAUGUUGCAGCAGUUGGAAUUUCCAUGUCCUAUACUCCACCAAGAAUGAUUUAACUUUUUUGGAUCACUUCUAGUUGUACUCUUUUCCUCUUCCCAUGCAUAUGCAGUAAGUGACUUGCAAACUUAUAUUCAGGCCUCACAUGUUGGCAUUUUCUCUCACUGGAGUGAUUGUUAAAUAAAGCAGAUUAACUGGCCAUGUCACUUGGUAUUUAUCCAAUUUCUGGAAGAGUUGGUUACCGGCUGUAAUGCUUGUCAAAUGUGAUUGCUGA
Brachypodium distachyon (stiff brome) is the source of this 599-nucleotide messenger RNA. RefSeq names its product cytochrome b-c1 complex subunit 8. The record is from RefSeq and is a predicted model, not a curated record. The transcript is spliced from 2 exons. The coding region runs from base 95 to 313 and encodes 72 amino acids. Gene Ontology annotation, biological process: mitochondrial electron transport, ubiquinol to cytochrome c. Lineage: Eukaryota; Viridiplantae; Streptophyta; Magnoliopsida; Poales; Poaceae.